AUGGACGAUGCGCCGAUUCUGGAACGUGCCGCGCUCUCGCUUGCGGGCCAUGCGCUCCCAUCCACGCGUGCACUGGCCAAGACACUUGCACAGUUUGCCGUGCUGCACAAACUAGAUGUAGCUAACAUGCAGUCUUCGCCCGAUGCGCCGCAGGGCCUGCAGAACUUGCAGUGGCUUGUCCGUGCAUGUGCGCUGAGCAACAAGCACGCCAAGACCAGCGGCGACAGACCACUUGCAGCGCGGCUUACAUGGCUCAAUCUUGCUCACAACACUGCGUUUGGCACUGACGUGGACGCUACAGAAGGCCUCGACUUGCUCACGGCGCUGCACGUCCUCAACAUUUCCCACUGCGCCUUGCGUACGUGGCCGGCCGGCAUUGCGGCCAUGGCAUCCCUGAAAGCGCUUGUUUUAUCGCACAAUGCCCUGCAAGCGCUACCGCCCGUAUUUCCCCACCUCGCCGAACUCAAUACCCUGGUCCUCUCCAACAAUCAGCUCCGUGCCCUUCCGCCAAGCUUGCCGGCAUCACUACCUGCGCUGAAGAAGGUAAGCAUCAGCCACAAUGCACUGGAGGAUGGAAGUGCACUCCCUGAUUUCAGCGUGUGCCGGCACUUGCGCGAAGUGCGCAUGGCAGGCAAUAGCAAGCUUGGCAGCGUGCCGCGGCAUAUCCUGCGCUGGGGCCGUGGCAUAGACGGCCGCGGCCCUGGGCUAGCGCUACUUGACGUGGGCGAUUGCGGCCUGGCGACGUGGCAGAGCAUUGCGCCGCUGCUUGUGCCGGAUGCCGACGUGAAAGGGCUAACAAACCUUUGUCUUCAAGGGAAUCGCGUCGCGCUACAGGAGGGGUACAAAGAAAAGAUGCGCGCAGCGCAUCCACGUCUACAUAUCCUGGACAAUGCGCGUCUCGAGAUGAAGCAGGAGCAUCGAAGCGCGCCGCCAAAGGACACGGGCACGCCGCCAAAGGACACGGGCACGCCGCCAAAGGACACGGGCAUGCCGCCCGCCGCGACCAGUGCGCAGAAACGCGCGCUGGACGUGCAGCGCGACGAUCCGAAAAAAGUACGCAAGCGGUCUGGCCGCGGCGCCAAAAAGCCACGCAGCGAGGAAGAGACACAUGCGCGGGCCACGCCGCGUAUGGACGCCGAUGCCAACACACGCGCGAAAAAGACGCGGCGCAAAAAGAAGGGCGCGCAUGCCGUUGAGCUGGAUAUGCAGACGGAUGUGCCGCAGGCGCCGCAGCGUGCCGCGCGAGCCCCUCCCAGUCCCAGUGCAGAAACAGGGCAUGCAACGGGCAUUGUAGACGUGAUCGAUAUCCGCCGUGCGGAGCAGAAAGCGCCGCUCGAUUUUCUUGCGAAGCGCGAUACCGAGUUGGGCGGCUGGUAG
Malassezia vespertilionis is the source of this 1377-nucleotide messenger RNA. RefSeq lists its product as uncharacterized. The transcript is spliced from 2 exons. Gene Ontology annotation, cellular component: cytoplasm. The record is from RefSeq and is a predicted model, not a curated record. Lineage: Eukaryota; Fungi; Basidiomycota; Malasseziomycetes; Malasseziales; Malasseziaceae. The coding region runs from base 1 to 1377 and encodes 458 amino acids. Gene Ontology annotation, molecular function: protein kinase binding.